AACCCUCUAUAUCUCUCACCCUAAACCCCUCUGUCGCAAUACGGGUAAGGGUAAUUUAAACACAGGCACGCUCUUCUCGUCAUCUCUCACCUACCAAAACACAUAUUUAUACACGGUGAUAUAGAUACAGAAUCGGUUUACUUUGAGUGUGUCUCUCACUCUUAUCAUUCUAGGGUUUUAGUUAUGGCCCCUGUUCUGAGCAGAAGUUUAGCCUCUGCUUCUGUAACUUCUUUUCCUUCUUCGUCUUCGCUUCCAUGGAAGAAACCCAUUAAAGCCUUGAAUGCUGGAAGUGUGUUUUUGCCGCAAAAUGGUCUCAGAAACAACUUUUCUCGUUCCGGUUUGAAGUGGAAGCUCGAGAGGAGAGAGAGUCAAGUGGUGGUUCGGUGCGAGGCUGCUGUUGCAGAGAAAGAAACUGCUGAGUCGUCUGAUGAGAGGCACGAGUACCAAGCCGAGGUUAGUCGCCUACUGGAUUUGAUAGUUCACUCUCUGUAUAGCCACAAAGAGGUUUUUCUUCGGGAGCUCGUAAGUAACGCAAGUGAUGCUCUUGAUAAGUUGAGGUUUUUAAGUGUGACCGAGCCUUCUCUGCUUGGAGAUGCUGGUGAGCUGGAAAUUCGCAUCAAAUCUGAUCCGGAAAAUGGGACUAUCACUAUAACGGAUACGGGUAUUGGAAUGACCAAAGAGGAGCUCAUUGAUUGCCUGGGAACUAUUGCUCAGAGUGGUACUUCAAAAUUCUUAAAAGCUCUUAAGGAAAAUGAAAAUAAGGAUCUUGGAGCCGACAAUGGUUUAAUUGGGCAAUUUGGUGUUGGAUUCUAUUCAGCAUUUUUGGUUGCUGAAAAGGUGGUAGUCUCCACAAAGAGCCCAAGGUCAGAUAAACAAUAUGUCUGGGAAGCAGCUGCUGAUAGUAGCUCAUACGUGAUAAGAGAAGAAACUGAUCCUGAAAAGCUUUUAAAACGUGGGACACAAAUCACCCUCUUUUUAAGGCCUGAUGAUAAGUAUGAAUAUUCAGAACCAACCAAGAUUCAAAGCUUGGUGAAGAAUUACUCGCAAUUUGUUUCAUUCCCCAUAUAUACUUGGCAAGAAAAAUCAAGGACUGUUGAGGUGGAAGAGGAGGAGGAACCAAAAGAGGGAGAAGAAGAAAAACCAGAGGGUGAGAAGAAAAUAACAAAGAAGACUAAAACUGAGAAAUAUUGGGACUGGGAAUUAGCCAAUGAAACAAAACCCAUAUGGAUGCGGAAUCCAAAGGAAGUUGAAAAGGAUGAGUACCAUGAAUUCUACAAGAAAACUUUUAAUGAGUUCUUAGAUCCGCUUGCAUACGCUCACUUCACGACAGAGGGUGAGGUGGAGUUUAGAAGUGUUCUCUAUAUUCCUGGGAUGGCACCUCUUAACAAUGAAGACAUUGUGAAUCCCAAAACAAAGAAUAUACGUUUAUAUGUGAAACGUGUGUUUAUUUCAGAUGAUUUUGAUGGUGAGCUGUUCCCACGAUACCUGAGCUUCGUGAAGGGUGUGGUUGAUUCAGAUGACCUUCCACUUAAUGUUUCUCGCGAGAUUCUUCAAGAAAGCCGGAUUGUAAGGAUAAUGAGAAAGAGACUUGUCAGAAAAACAUUCGACAUGAUUCAAGAUAUAUCUGAAAGUGAAAAUAAAGAGGAUUACAAAAAAUUCUGGGAGAAUUUUGGAAAGCUUCUGAAGUUGGGAUGCAUUGAAGACUCUGGCAAUCACAAGCGCCUAACACCGCUGCUGAGAUUCCACUCCUCCAAAACUGAGGAGGAACUGAUAAGCUUGGAUGAUUAUGUUGAAAAUAUGGGUGAAAAUCAAAAAGCUAUCUAUUAUUUGGCAACAGACAGCUUGAAAAGUGCCAAGACUGCUCCAUUCUUGGAGAAGUUGGUCCAAAAGGAUCUUGAGGUUCUAUAUUUAGUUGAGCCUAUUGAUGAAGUUGCCAUCCAGAAUCUACAAACCUACAAAGAAAAGAAAUUUGUUGACAUCAGCAAGGAAGAUCUAGAGCUUGGUGAUGAGGAUGAGGUUAAAGACAGGGAAACUAAACAAGAGUACACCGUUCUUUGUGAUUGGAUGAAGCAACAGCUUGGUGAUAAGGUAGCGAAAGUCCAGGUCUCAAAGCGUCUAAGCUCAUCUCCUUGUGUGCUUGUUUCUGGCAAGUUUGGAUGGUCUGCUAAUAUGGAAAGGUUGAUGAAGGCACAGACACUUGGAGACACGUCAACAUUGGAAUUUAUGAGAGGGAGGAGAAUAUUGGAGAUUAAUCCCGAUCAUCCCAUAGUUAAAGACCUAAAUGCUGCGUGCAAAAAUGCACCAGAUAGCACUGAUGCCAAGAGAGCUGUUGACCUCCUAUAUGAUACGGCAUUGAUCUCCAGUGGAUUCUCUCCUGAUAGUCCAGCCGAGCUGGGCAAUAAGAUAUAUGAGAUGAUGGCAAUGGCCCUUGGAGGAAGAUGGGGCAGAUCAGAUGGUGAAGAGACGGAGUCGACUGAAGAUAAUGCUGCGGAGUCUGAUGCCAGUUCUGGAACCUCAGAGACACAAGUAGUUGAACCUUCAGAAGUUAGAAUGGAGGCUGACCCUUGGAGUGAUUAAGGAACUUUCUUCCAAACAUUUUGUUUUUUUUUUUUGGCAUUGUGUUAACGUUGUUGAGAGAGAGGGAGCUGCUGAAAGAAGUCUAGGUUGAGAAAGAACUGCCAUUGGAUGCUCUGCUGAAUUAAUGGAGUUUUAAAAUUAUUUAUAUGAUGCA
This is a messenger RNA of Cornus florida, 2731 nucleotides long. Its product is annotated as heat shock protein 90-5, chloroplastic. Gene Ontology annotation, biological process: protein folding; cellular response to heat; protein stabilization. Lineage: Eukaryota; Viridiplantae; Streptophyta; Magnoliopsida; Cornales; Cornaceae. The record is from RefSeq and is a predicted model, not a curated record. The transcript is spliced from 19 exons. Bases 184 to 2577 code for a protein of 797 amino acids. Gene Ontology annotation, cellular component: cytosol; plasma membrane; protein-containing complex. Gene Ontology annotation, molecular function: ATP-dependent protein folding chaperone; ATP binding; ATP hydrolysis activity.